AUGUAUGCGCAUAAAGAUUCAACAGGAAAAGUAACAGACGAAUUUCUGAACGGAGCAGAGAUAUUCAUGUACCAGGCCGGACAGACGCCUCUCACAAAGGAAACGGGUAAAAUGUUCUGUCCAUGUUGUAAAUGCAAAAAUACGAAGUUUGCUGCUAGUGAAACCGUUUGGAAACAUAUAGUAAAUAGAGGAUUUACUCCACAUUACUAUAUUUGGUUUAACCAUGGAGAGGGUGAUAAUAGGAAUGAAGCUAGUGGUAGUAAUCAUGUUGAAAAUGUUCGUAACAGAGAUGAACCACAUUUUCCUUCUGAAAGUGUUAUUCAAGAAAAUCAUAUGUUAGAUCAUGAUAGAAUGCAUGAUAUGGUUACUGAUGCAUUUCGUGAAACAACAUCAGUAAUAGAGGAGGUUGAAAAUGUAGAGGGGCCUAAUUUGGAUGCAAAAAGAUUUUAUGAACUGCUAUCAGCAGCAAAUGAGCCAAUCUAUGAAGGUUGUAGAGAAGAGUAUUUGCCUGAAGAUAACUUGUGUGCUGAAUCUUAUUAUGAGAUUCAAAAACUUGUUCAUAGUCUUGGCUUACCUUCGGAGAUGAUUGAUGUGUGUAUAGACAACUGUAUGAUAUACUGGGGAAAAGAUUCAGAAUUGUUAGAGUGUAAAUUUUGCAAGAAGCCAAGAUAUAAACCGCAAGGACGUGGACGAAAUAGGGUGCCGUACCAGCGGAUGUGGUACUUACCAAUCAAGGAUAGACUCAAGAGAUUAUAUCAAUCUGAAAAGACGGCAGCGUCGAUGAGAUGGCAUGCAGAACAUGAUCAGAAGGAAGGAGAGAUCAAUCAUCUCUCUGAUGCCAAAGCGUGGAAACAUUUGAAUAAUGUCUAUCCUGAUUUUGCAAGCAACCCCCGCAAUGUUUAUCUUGGGCUCUGCACAGAUGGCUUUAGUCCAUUUGGAAUGUCUGGAAGACAAUACUCUCUCUGGCCAGUCUUCUUGACGCCAUACAACCUUCCACCAGAGAUGUGUAUGGAAAAAGAAUUGCUUUUCAUGAGUAUAUUGAUACCUGGACCCAAACAUCCCAAAAGAUCCCUUGAUGUUUUUCUACAACCUUUGAUUGAAGAAUUGAAGGAAUUGUGGUCAACAGGCGUGCAGACAUAUGAUUGUUCAACGAGAACAAACUUUACAAUGCGAGCAGUUCUACUGUGGACUAUUAGUGAUUUUCCUGCAUAUGGGAUGUUGUCGGGCUGGACGACGCAUGGGAGGCUAUCUUGUCCAUAUUGUAUGGGAAGCACAGACGCAUUUCAGUUGAAGCAUGUAAGGGACACCGCUCCACCAUAUUUAUCUGGAGAGGAAAUCGAGAAGGAUAUUGAUUACUAUGGUGGACAAAGCACAGUUGUCAAAGGCGGUAAUUGGCAUAAUCCUCCGAAUAUGCCUAAUGGUUACGGGACUCAACAUAAUUGGCACAAGAAGAGUAUAUUUUGGGAACUUCCAUAUUGGAAAGAUCUGCUGCUGCGCCACAAUCUGGACGUGAUGCAUAUAGAGAAGAACUUCUUUGACAACAUCAUGAAUACGUUGUUGAACGUCCCUGGGAAGACAAAAGAUAACAAGAACUCAAGGUUGGAUUUACCUGCAUUAUGUUCUCGGAUUGAACUGCAUAUUAUGAACGAUGGGAGAAUUCCAGUUCCCAUUUUCAGAUUGUCAGCACAAACAAAAGCUGCGUUGUUCAAGUGGGUGGCGUCAGAUAUGAAGUUUUCUGAUGGAUAUGUUUCAAAUCUAUCAAGAUGUGUUGAUCAUCAGGGACAAAAGUUUUCAGGAAUGAAGAGUCAUGACUGUCAUGUUUUUAUGCAACGACUUCUGCCAUUUGCACUUGCGGAGUUGGUUCCAAAAGAGGUUCACGAAGCACUUGCAGGCAUCAGAGCUUUUUUCAGAGAUCUUAGUGCACGCACCUUAACUGUAGACGUCAUCACACAACUUGAUGCGAAUAUCCAGAUCUUGAUGUGUAAUUUGGAGAAAAUUUUUCCUCCGUCCUUUUUUGACGUCAUGGAACAUCUGGUUAUCCACCUUCCGUAUGAGGCAAUGCUACGUGGACCUGUUCAUAAUGGAUGGAUGUAUCCUUACGAACGAGCUAUAAAAUAUUUGAAAGGCAAAGCAAAAAAUCUGGCAAGGGUGGAAGGUUCAAUAGUUGCUGGGAGUUUGAAUGAGGAAACAUCUCACUUUACGUCCUACUACUUUGCGUCACAAGUCCGGACCAAAAAAAAGAAUACGAGCAGAUAUGAUGAUGGUGGUGUUAUGCCGACAUAUAUUGUUGAAGAUGUUCCAGACAUAUUUACUCAGAUUGGACGGCUUGGUGGAAAACUAAAAGAAGUUUGGUGGUCAAGUUCUGAAGACGCACAUAGUGCCCACACAUAUAUACUUCUUAACUGCGAGGAGAUUGAAUCAUUUGAAAGUGAUUUUUUUGCCCAAGUCGAAGAAGCUAUACCAGGAAUAUCAACUGCUGAUCUCAACAAAAGGAAAGACCAACACUUUGUGAAAUGGUUAAAAACGCAGGUUGAUUAUGAUGAUCAAUUUUAUCCUCAAUGGUUUCACGAAUUGAUACAAGGUCCGGUCGGUAAGGUCACCAUUGCAUCUAUGUAUUUCACAAGAGGAUACACUUUUCACACUUACGAAUAUGGAAGUCGACGAGCAACAAUGAACUAUGGAGUAUGUGUGAAAGGUGAAACAGAUUUCUAUGGAAUCUUAAAAGAGAUCAUCGAAGUGGAGUUCCCCGGUGUAGUGAAGCUGAAAUGCGUGCUCUUCAAAUGUGAUUGGUUUGACCCCACAGUCAAUAGAGGUGUUCAAUAUAGCAAGUUUGGUGUUGUUGAUAUAAAUGCUUCACGGAGGUACAACAAAUUUGAAUCCUACAUAUUGGCUUCUCAAGCAGAUCAGGUUUGUUUUGUUCCAUACCCGAAGAUCAGACAAUCUGGAAUAUCUUGGUUAGCCGCUAUAAAAGUUACACCUCGGGGCAGAGUUGUGAAUGAUGACCCACCGCCAUUACAAGAAGAUGCAGUAAAUGAAGUUGAAGUACCCGAACAAGUAGAAGAUGAUAUCUUACUUAUUGAUCCGCAUAAUCCGGGAUACGAAGAACUUCCAGACGAUGCAACGAAUGAAGCAAAUGAAGAUGAAUUUGAAGAAAAUGAUGAAGCGGAUGAUGUUUCUGAUGACGAGUGUCAAGUUCCAUUAUGUUAG
Messenger RNA from Raphanus sativus (radish), 3207 nucleotides. RefSeq lists its product as uncharacterized. Bases 1 to 3207 code for a protein of 1068 amino acids. Lineage: Eukaryota; Viridiplantae; Streptophyta; Magnoliopsida; Brassicales; Brassicaceae. The record is from RefSeq and is a predicted model, not a curated record. The transcript has 6 exons.